AAUUCGAACUUCUAUGUUAGUCGUAUUCUUUGACACAUGUAAUUAUCAAAUUACAUAACCCCUCUGUGGCGCUGUCAGUCCCUUAUUUACUCUUUAAAGAAUACUGAACAACUGCAUAAAAAUGUUUGGACUCUAUAGUACUUUACCGUCGAGAUACGACGAUGGUGAUCUUCAGCUUCAGAAACCUACUUUAUUAAAAGGUCCAAAUUAUUAUGAUAGUCCUGAAGGAACCGACCCCAUUGGCAAACUUUGGGGAGUUAAUAAAUAUGCAGUAGUAACAGGAAUUGCUACUACCAGCUACGAUUGCUUGGCUAUUUCUCAUGCUCAGAACAUUCGUGAAGUUGCUAAUGUUGCUGGAUUUUGGUUUGCUCCACUAAUAGGAUGUGCAACAGCAUUUGCUUCUGUUACGUACAUGGCAACUGAUAUUCGGAAAAAAGAUGAUAAAAUUAAUUACGUCCUUGGAGCAUUGGCAUGUGGACCUAUUUUACAUGCGUGGAGGAAAAAUUUCGAAUUUACGUGCUGGGCCACAGCAAUUCUUAUGAUUAGUGCAUGGUUAAAGAAAGAUAGUAUUCAAAAUGAUUGGCAGUUCGUCGGAAAACUGGACAAAAAGUAUGGAAAUUAUUUUGAUACAUAUGAUACAACAAUUAUCACUGAAGAAUGGCCAAAACGACCAUAUUAAGUUGAAAGAAUAAAUUUAAAUACAAUAUUCGGAGUUGAACUCGGUAAUGUAAAGGUAUACAAUAGUAGUUUACCUAAACUGAUAAUUUCUUCUUGACAUUAUAUUUCCUUUAUUGAAUUACUAAAACAAUGACUGGAAAUACUAGGGUCGAAAUACA
This is a messenger RNA of Chelonus insularis, 836 nucleotides long. It is a transcript of the gene ND-B14.7, whose product is annotated as NADH dehydrogenase (ubiquinone) B14.7 subunit. Lineage: Eukaryota; Metazoa; Arthropoda; Insecta; Hymenoptera; Braconidae. The coding region runs from base 122 to 679 and encodes 185 amino acids. Gene Ontology annotation, biological process: mitochondrial respiratory chain complex I assembly. The transcript has 3 exons. The record is from RefSeq and is a predicted model, not a curated record.